AUACUGAGUGCUUGGUUCUUUUUCUAUCACCUUCUAUCUGUUGUCUCUCUCCUCUGUGUCUUUCUGUUUUUCUCUCUCUGGUUCCCACAGUUUCCCUUCCUCUCACAUCCUGUCUGUCUGGGUCUUCCUCUCUGCGUGUCUCUUGCUCAGUCUCUGUCUCUUUUUCUUGACCCUUCUCUGACUCUUGAUCUUUCAUAGCUGUCUCUUAUCUCUGGGUCUCUCAGGCUGUGCCUCUAUGACCUGUGCCUCUGCCCUGAUUUAAUGUGCUUCUCUCCCUGUCUCUCUUGGUCCCUGGGGCUCUUUCUCUCCUGCUGUCUCUCGCGAUCUGUGUCUUACUCAGUGUCUGUUUUUCUUUCGUGACUUCUCCCUCUCUUUCUGACUGUGGGCCCCACUCAAUCUCAGUUUCUCUCACACGUACUUUCUCUCUGGGGCACCCAGGCCUUCCCUACCAUGCGACCUGUCAGUGUCUGGCAGUGGAGCCCCUGGGGGCUGCUCCUGUGCCUGCUGUGCAGCUCGUGCUUGGGGUCUCCGUCCCCUUCCACGGACCCUGAGAAGAGGGCCGGGAGCCAGGGGCUGCGGUUCCGGCUGGCUGGCUUCCCCAGGAAGCCCUACGAGGGCCGCGUGGAGAUACAGCGAGCUGGUGAAUGGGGCACCAUCUGCGAUGAUGACUUCACGCUGCAGGCUGCCCAUGUCCUCUGCCGGGAGCUGGGCUUCACAGAGGCCACAGGCUGGACCCACAGUGCCAAAUAUGGCCCUGGAACCGGCCGCAUCUGGCUGGACAACCUGAGCUGCAGUGGGACCGAGCAGAGUGUGACUGAAUGUGCCUCCCGGGGCUGGGGGAACAGUGACUGUACGCACGAUGAGGAUGCUGGAGUCAUCUGCAAGGACCAGCGCCUCCCUGGCUUCUCAGACUCCAAUGUCAUUGAGGUAGAGCAUCACCUGCAAGUGGAGGAGGUGCGAAUUCGACCCGCCGUUGGGUGGGGCAGACGACCCCUGCCCGUGACGGAGGGGCUGGUGGAAGUCAGGCUUCCUGACGGCUGGUCGCAAGUGUGCGACAAAGGCUGGAGCGCCCACAACAGCCACGUGGUCUGCGGGAUGCUGGGCUUCCCCAGCGAAAAGAGGGUCAACGCGGCCUUCUACAGGCUGCUGGCCCAGCGGCAGCAACACUCCUUUGGUCUGCAUGGGGUGGCGUGCGUGGGCACGGAGGCCCACCUCUCCCUCUGUUCCCUGGAGUUCUAUCGUGCCAAUGACACCGCCAGGUGCCCUGGGGGGGGCCCUGCGGUGGUGAGCUGUGUGCCAGGCCCUCUCUACGCAGCAUCCAGUGGCCAGAAGAAGCAACAACAGUCGAAGCCUCAGGGGGAGGCCCGUGUCCGUCUAAAGGGCGGCGCCCACCCUGGAGAGGGCCGGGUAGAAGUCCUGAAGGCCAGCACAUGGGGCACAGUCUGUGACCGCAAGUGGGACCUGCAUGCAGCCAGCGUGGUGUGUCGGGAGCUGGGCUUCGGGAGUGCUCGAGAAGCUCUGAGUGGCGCUCGCAUGGGGCAGGGCAUGGGUGCUAUCCACCUGAGUGAAGUUCGCUGCUCUGGACAGGAGCUCUCCCUCUGGAAGUGCCCCCACAAGAACAUCACAGCUGAGGAUUGUUCGCAUAGCCAGGAUGCCGGGGUCCGGUGCAACCUACCUUAUACUGGGGCGGAGACCAGGGAGACCUGGUACUGGGACUCUGGGAAUAUAACAGAGGUGGUGAUGAGUGGAGUGCGCUGCACGGGGACUGAGCUGUCCCUGGAUCAGUGUGCCCAUCAUGGCACCCACACUACCUGCAAGAGGACAGGGACCCGCUUCACUGCUGGAGUCAUCUGUUCUGAGACUGCAUCGGAUCUGCUGCUGCACUCAGCAUUGGUGCAGGAAACCGCCUAUAUCGAAGACCGGCCCCUGCAUAUGUUGUACUGUGCUGCGGAAGAGAACUGCCUGGCCAGCUCAGCCCGCUCAGCCAACUGGCCCUAUGGUCACCGGCGUCUACUCCGAUUCUCCUCCCAGAUCCACAACCUGGGACGAGCUGACUUCAGGCCCAAGGCUGGGCGCCACUCCUGGGUGUGGCACGAGUGCCAUGGGCAUUACCACAGCAUGGACAUCUUCACUCACUAUGAUAUCCUCACCCCCAAUGGCACCAAGGUAGCUGAGGGCCACAAAGCUAGUUUCUGUCUCGAAGACACUGAGUGUCAGGAGGAUGUCUCCAAGAGAUAUGAGUGUGCCAACUUUGGAGAGCAAGGCAUCACCGUGGGUUGCUGGGAUCUCUACCGGCAUGACAUUGACUGUCAGUGGAUUGAUAUCACAGACGUGAAGCCAGGAAACUACAUUCUCCAGGUUGUCAUCAACCCAAAUUUUGAAGUAGCAGAGAGUGACUUUACCAACAAUGCAAUGAAAUGUAACUGCAAAUAUGAUGGACAUCGAAUCUGGGUGCACAACUGCCACAUUGGUGAUGCCUUCAGUGAAGAGGCCAACAGGAGGUUUGAACGCUACCCUGGCCAGACCAGCAACCAGAUUAUCUAAGUGCCAUCGCCCUCUGCAAACCACCACUGGCCCCUAAUGGCAGGGGUCUGAGGCUGCCAUUACCUCAGGAGCUUACCAAGAAACCCAUGUCAGCAACCGCACUCAUCAGACCAUGUACUAUGGAUGUGGAACUGUCAAGCAGAAGUUCUCACCCUCCUUCAGAGGCCAGCUGUCAGUACCUGUAGCCAAGCAUGGGAAUCUUUUCUCCCAGGCCCAGCACCGAGCAGAACAGAGCAGAGCCCACCACACCACAAAGAGCAGCACCUGACUAACUGCCCACAACAAAAGAUGGCAGCAGCUCAUUUUCUUUAAUAGGAGGUCAGGAUGGUCAGCUCCAGUAUCUCCCCUAACCUUAGGGGGAUACAGCUUUACCUCUAGCCUUUUGGUGGGGGAAAAGAUCCAGCCCUCCCACCUCAUUUUUGACUAUAAUAUGUUGCUAGGUAUAAUUUUAUUUUAUAUAAAAAGUGUUUCUGUGA
Messenger RNA from Mandrillus leucophaeus (drill), 3020 nucleotides. It is a transcript of the gene LOXL3, whose product is annotated as lysyl oxidase-like 3. NCBI's taxonomy places the organism in Eukaryota, Metazoa, Chordata, Mammalia, Primates, Cercopithecidae. Gene Ontology annotation, molecular function: protein-lysine 6-oxidase activity; copper ion binding. The coding region runs from base 451 to 2544 and encodes 697 amino acids. Gene Ontology annotation, cellular component: membrane. Gene Ontology annotation, biological process: inflammatory response; peptidyl-lysine oxidation. The record is from RefSeq and is a predicted model, not a curated record. The transcript has 12 exons.